This is a messenger RNA of Lutzomyia longipalpis, 1465 nucleotides long. RefSeq names its product V-type proton ATPase subunit S1 (gene VhaAC45). Gene Ontology annotation, cellular component: proton-transporting V-type ATPase complex. The record is from RefSeq and is a predicted model, not a curated record. Bases 127 to 1311 code for a protein of 394 amino acids. NCBI's taxonomy places the organism in Eukaryota, Metazoa, Arthropoda, Insecta, Diptera, Psychodidae. The transcript has 2 exons.
AUUGAUUCAUCGCAAUCACAUGACAAACAUCGAAAAGAUCGAAAAGUGAAGUCACGGGAUCCGAAAAAUCACUUUUUCACUUCAUUUUUCUCAAUUUUCUCGUGAUUUUCUUUCGUGGCAGGCACAAUGAGGGCCUUCGUGAGUGCCUUAUUCCUUGUAUUUUGUGCAAAUGCAGCAGUGGGAUUCGAAGGAGUGCCUCUACUCCUCUGGGGCUCCUCGCAAGGGAAGGCCUUGAGUCCUCCUGCCCUCAAUUCCUUGGCCAGUGGUCACAUGUUGAGUGAGAAUCUACCAAAUACUCAGUACACGGUGGUUUUUGUGGGAGACAAACUCAGCCCUGAGGCCUUGAACGAAUGUGGUGAGAAGAAUUGCUUCCCCUAUCUCGAGAAUGUGGAGCAGAAAACUUAUUUUGCAAAUGUGGAAAAUCCCAUUGGACUCUUGGCCACAAUUGGGCAUGAGAGGAAGACUGAGUGGGUUGAUGCGGGCAGCAAGGUCACCCCUGAAGCUGGAAAGAUCACCUUUGUCACCCUUACUCCGGGAGAUUUCAGCACUCAGGACGCGGAAAUUGCACAAACAGUGAAGGACAUUGAAUUUGCUGGCUUCAAGAAUUCCGUCUUCAUCUACACGGCGAAGCACAAUGAGGUGGCUGAGGAUAACAUUGUGAAUCGCAGGAUUAAGAGGGAGGUCACCAAUAAGCAGGAUGAACCAACAGAGGAGCCAAUUAUCUUCUUCCGUGACAAUGAGACCUACAUCAUUUCCUAUACCGAAAUCUCUUAUGUUGCUGCUGGUGCAGCUGGUCCAGUUGUGCUUAAUUUCACAUCCGCAGCUGUAUCGCGCCUCAACGACACAGAGACAGGGAUUGCUCUGGAUCUCAUGGGAGAGGGUCCCAAGUUGAGCUUCCACAUUAUUAGCGAACAUGGACGCUGGUGGGUGGAGAGACUACUGUAUGAGGAGAAGGAAUACUAUCUCAAUACGUACAUUGGGACUCAUAUUGGCUUCUCAUUUGCCUGCACACCAACUUCCAUUUUCUUCUCACAAGAGGAAGUGUCUCCCAAUCAGUUCAACAAACUCCAAAUUACCCGUCUUCAGCUGGAGCCACGCUUCACGACGGACAACACAGAACCCUUUGUUGGUUUCAGUGAUCCCUGGGAUUGCGUUGGAUUCGUCAGUCCUGGCAUUCUUGGUGGGCUCUUUGUCACCAUCCUCUUGCUAGUCAUCCUGGCUGCAGGACUCUCCUGGAUCAUGGAGAUCCGCACCAUGGAUCGCUUCGAUGAUGUCAAGGGGAAGACAAUCACGAUCAACGUGAAUGAAUAAAAAAAAUCCAGGAAGGCUAGGAAUUUAAUUUCCUUCCUGAUUUUUUCAGCACAAGUUAUUAUUACUCCUUCAACUUGUUGCUAAUAGUAUUUUCCAAGAGGAAAUUGUUCAUGUAAAAAAAUGAGAAAUUAAAUAAAAUUAGUUCAGAAAAAAA